Molecule: messenger RNA, 1239 nt
Organism: Sardina pilchardus (European sardine)
Lineage: Eukaryota; Metazoa; Chordata; Actinopteri; Clupeiformes; Clupeidae
Product: GTPase IMAP family member 4
Exons: 2
Coding region: 14-844 (276 amino acids)
Molecular function (GO): GTP binding
Source: RefSeq, a predicted model, not a curated record
CGACACAGUGGAUAUGAGGACGCGGAGAAGCCAGCGGAAGCAUGCAGUGGUGCGGGGCCAGCGUCUGACCUUGGUGGACACCCCCGGCUGGGAGUGGUUCUCCUCGCGCGGAGCUCCAUCCUCCAGCAUCGCGGCCCGGAAGGAGAUGGUGGCUGGCGGCGCCGAGUUGUGCCAACCAGGUGCCCAUGGCCUCCUGCUCGUGGUGCCACUGGCAUACUCGUUUGGCGGACGCGAGAGGCACGUGGUCGAGGAACACGUGGAGAUGUUCGGCCAGCGGGCCUGGGGCCACACGCUGGUGCUGUUCACCGUCUUCGAUAGUCGACGGCUCCGCGACUCCACCCUGGAGGAGGAGGUGGAGGAAAACGAGGACCUCCAGGCCCUGGUGGACAAGUGCGGCGGCCGUUACCACGCCCUGCACGGCCGGCCCAGGAGAGGGGAGGACCAGGUGGCCGAGCUGCUGCAGAAGAUCCAGGCCAUGGUGGAGGGGAAUGGAGGGACGCUGCUCCCCAGUGAGGAGAUUCUGCUGGAGGCCAGCAAGAGGGAAGAGGAGAAGGAACGGAGGGAAGAGGAGGACAUGAGGGAGAGAGAGAGGGAGCUGAGGAGAAUGAGGGAGGCACUGAAGCUACUGGAAGAAGAGGAAGAUGCAGACGAUGAAGAUGAAGGAUGGGAGGAGGUGCAAGUGGAUGAUGAUAAUGAAUUUCCAAUGGAAAGGAGUUGGAGAGCAUCAGAGAGACAGAUGUCAGAGGAGGGAGAUGACGACAGACAUAAGAAGUCAGCAAUCAACUUUAACCUCAAUAUGUCUGGACUCCGCUCUAGUAUGCGACAAAGCUGCAAAACACAGUGAUAUAGACACUGCACUGACAGAGACAGAUGACGAUGAGGAGAGAACAAAAGCAUGCCUUGUAAAAGGAUGAAGAACAAGUAAACAUACCCUGCUUUUCCAAUGCCAACUGUAACUGAUUUUAAAAUCUUCAUAUCCAGUUUCAAGUAACAGUGUAAUUAUUGAAAUGAACGGUGCGGAGCUUUUGUUUAUGAACAACUUUUCACUUAUGAGACCGUUUUUGAUGUUGAUCAGAGCACUGGGUGUGUGCUUUGGGGAAAAAUGGUUUGCAGUGCACACAUGUGGCACCGCGGCAUGCAUGCCUUCUGCAACAGCUCAUGGACUGGGAGUUUACCCAUCUCUUCUGCUUUCUGUAAUAGCUGUUGAUUUCUUUUCAUCUGGUCCUACAAUUGACAAUU